Haliaeetus leucocephalus (bald eagle) is the source of this 2102-nucleotide messenger RNA. RefSeq names its product androgen receptor (gene AR). The transcript has 9 exons. Gene Ontology annotation, biological process: regulation of DNA-templated transcription; male gonad development. Bases 1 to 1902 code for a protein of 633 amino acids. The record is from RefSeq and is a predicted model, not a curated record. Gene Ontology annotation, molecular function: sequence-specific DNA binding; zinc ion binding; DNA-binding transcription factor activity. NCBI's taxonomy places the organism in Eukaryota, Metazoa, Chordata, Aves, Accipitriformes, Accipitridae.
AUGCCCGGGCACGUCUCGGCGAGGGGGCUCCCCGGUGCGCGGCGGCACGACCGCCUCGCAUCACCCCCCGCCGGGGCACCCUCCGGUCUCCGCAUCCUCCGGUCGCCGCACCCCUCGGCCCGGUACCCCCCACCUUCUCCCUCCCCCGCCAGCGCUCGGAGGCGCCCGCCGGAGCCGGCUGCGGCCCACGCGUACCGCUGCCGCCGCCCUCCCGGUUGCGGGACCCGCCGCAGCCCCCGCCGGUCUCCCCGACCCCCGCAACCGCCGCCGCCCGGCGGUGACACCGGCACCGGGCAGGGCCGGGACCACCGCCGCGGGCGGGCAGGUGCGCGGACCCCGCGGCUUACCUGUGUCCCGGUGCUGGCAGGACGGUGCGAACCAAGACCGGCAGUGCGGACCGGGACCGGGACCGGGACCGGCAGCGCAGGCAGGGCGGUGCGGACCGAGACCGGCCGGACUCCGCGGGAACCCGCGUGCAACGGAGCGCAGCGGGCAGCGCCCCGCCGCCACGCCCCGCCACGCGCCGCCCCGCUGCUUCCCAUUGGUGGGCGCUGUCGCCUGGGCGGGGCUAUGCAAAGGAAGCGGCCCUUGCCGGGGCUCCCGGGAGCGGCGCUGAGCUGCGGCGCCGAGCACCGGGACGAGCGGCAGGGCCGGGGGGCGGGGGAACAGGGAACGGUGGGCCGGACGGCAGUGUGCGAGCGGCCAGCGGUGAUGACGGGGCUGCCUCGCAUCGGGACUCUAUGGCUGGCAGGACAGUUGGAGACUGGCCAUGAACAUGUCUUGCCCAUUGACUAUUACUUUCCACCUCAAAAGACUUGCCUGAUUUGUGGAGAUGAAGCAUCUGGGUGCCACUAUGGAGCCCUCACUUGUGGUAGCUGCAAAGUCUUCUUCAAGCGGGCGGCUGAAGGUAAACAGAAAUACCUCUGUGCCAGCCGGAACGACUGCACCAUUGACAAGUUCAGAAGGAAAAACUGCCCGUCCUGCCGCCUGCGGAAGUGCUACGAAGCUGGGAUGACUCUCGGAGCCCGCAAGCUGAAGAAGCUGGGUAACCUGAAGACACAAGAUGACUUGGAGGCAGCCAGCUCAUCCAGCCCCACCGAGGAGCAAGCUCCCAAGAUGGUGAUGACGCGCAUUGAUGGGUAUGAGUGCCAGCCCAUCUUCCUCAACGUCCUGGAGGCCAUCGAGCCUGGUGUGGUGUGUGCCGGCCACGACAACAGCCAGCCGGACUCCUUCUCCAAUCUGCUGACCAGCCUGAAUGAGCUUGGGGAGAGGCAGCUGGUCUACGUGGUCAAAUGGGCAAAGGCCUUGCCAGGAUUUCGCAAUCUGCAUGUGGAUGACCAGAUGUCAAUAAUCCAGUACUCUUGGAUGGGCCUUAUGGUUUUUGCUAUGGGUUGGAGAUCUUUCACCAACGUCAACUCCAGAAUGCUUUACUUCGCUCCAGAUUUGGUCUUCAAUGAGUACCGGAUGCACAAAUCCAGAAUGUACAGCCAAUGUGUCAGGAUGCGGCACCUCUCUCAGGAGUUUGGGUGGCUUCAGAUCACACCCCAGGAGUUUCUCUGUAUGAAGGCUCUACUCUUCUUCAGUAUAAUUCCAGUGGAUGGCCUGAAGAACCAGAAGCUCUUUGAUGAACUUCGAAUGAAUUACAUUAAGGAACUUGACCGCAUCAUCGCUUGCAAGAGGAAGAACCCUACCUCCUGCUCUCGGCGAUUUUACCAGCUCACCAAGGUCCUGGACUCCGUGCAUCCUAUUGCCAAGGAUCUGCAUCAGUUUACAUUUGACCUUUUAAUUAAGGCACAUAUGGUGAGCGUGGACUACCCUGAAAUGAUGGCUGAGAUCAUCUCUGUGCAGGUUCCCAAGAUCCUGUCUGGAAAAGUCAGGCCAAUCUACUUCCAUGCACAGUGAUCUUCUGGAGGGACCUCCCAGCUCUGCCACCCCCAUUUCAGCCAUCUCCUGCCUGUUAUUUCUGCACUACUGCACUGCAGUGCCUUGAGGAAUCCCCUUUACAGAGGCGGUGCGCCAAGAAGAUGGACAGUAACAAACGACUACCUGCUGGGAUUCCUGAGAUUUCUAUUUUUUCUGAGGUACUGAACUACCUGCCAUGG